Closterium sp. Yama58-4 is the source of this 4011-nucleotide messenger RNA. The record is from the annotation of a GenBank genome assembly. Lineage: Eukaryota; Viridiplantae; Streptophyta; Zygnematophyceae; Desmidiales; Closteriaceae.
AUGGCGCCUGCUGCGAAAGCCAAGCCAGACAAGGAGGAGAAGCAGAAACCAGACCGGGCGGAUCAGGUGGCUCGCCUCAUGGGCUUGCUACAUCGCGACCACACCAAGCCACACGACCCGCCGCCGCCCGACGAGGACACCGACCAAGACGACGCUCCUGCUGCCGCCGACAAGCCUGCCGCCCCCAGCGCGUCGGCCAGCCGCUGCUCCAACAGCGGAAGGCGGCCGGCCCCUGAGAGCGCUCAGGCUGAUGGAUCGUCGGCGUCGGCGCGCCGCGGCGCCGCGCCUCCCAGCCCGUCGCACGGCAUGGCGCCGUCCGUGUCGUGGGAGGGGCAAUGCGGUUCGCGAGGCGCAACCGCGGAAUCUCCUCGCUACGCCAACGCGCCGCCUCCGCAGCAGCAGCAAAUGCGCGGCCGGCCACGUCCACAAGCAGUGCAAGCGCCGUCGCCACGUGGCGCGCAAGCCGUCGCGCGGUCCUUCAACAACGGCGGGGUUGAAUCCCCGCACACUCCGCCGGACCAGCCCCCUCCGCGCAUCGGCCCAACAGCCUCGUCGCCGCACUCCGGGGCGGGGCCGCGCGCGCCGCCGCGGCCCAAGACCGGGGAGCAGCUUCAAGGCCCGCCGCUGCCGUCGCCCCGCGGGGCGGCUUCCCCCAAGUCGUGGAGCAACCCCGAUGGCGCCGCCCCAGGGCCCGUCGCACCGCGAAAAAUCCGAGCGCCUUCCAUCCGACUCGAAGGCGCUGCGGGCGACGACGGCGAGGGGAGGUAUUCAGCCCCCGUGGCGGCAUCCCCCGUUGCUAGUAGCGGCGGCACAACGCCGAGGGGCGGGGCGGCGCGGCCAGGUUCAUCGGCGGCUCGUCGCGAGCCGAACCGCGCGAGUAGCAUGGGCGAUUUCCCCGACGCGCGCGCCGCCGACGGCGGCAGCAGCAACGCUCUCAUGCCCCCGCUGUCGCCGCUCGGCAGCGCAGCUGGUGGCGCGCGAUCGGCGGUAGCUGCGCGCGGGAGGCGCGUGGCGACGAAGCACGCGAGUCUGGGCCACCAGGAGUACGAGCGCAUGCACGUCGGCACCUCGACUAGCCCCGGCAAUCCCAGCCUGUCGCCGUUACACGCGUCCGCCGUACCCCGGGCAGGCGUGAAGCAGGCGGCUGGCGGAACGCGCGCGGGGCUCACUCCGGGUGCCUCCCCGCCGAGUGGUGGAGACAUGGUGAGGGCGGCGGAUGGCGCGCACGGGGGAGCGCGGAGGGCGUCGAAGCACAUGAGUCUGGGGAAGGAGGACUACCUGCGCAUGGAGGCCGCGGGCAGCGGAUACCUGCCCUCCCCCUCCCCGCCGCCGCCGCAUGCCCGCGCCUCAGCCGGCCCUGGCGCUGGCGCUGCUGGUGCGCCGACCGGCCGGGUGAAGCCGGGGAGGCGCGCGAGCAUGGGCGAGGAGGGCAUGGAGGCCAUGAUGCGCGCAGCGGCGGCGGCCGCCAGCGAGGGCAGGCGCAAGAGCGUCGAUGACUCGGCGGCGCCGCCCCAGGGCUGGGAAAAGUCCUGGACAGGCGGCGGCGAGGUGAAGGGUGGCGAAAGGAGGGGCGAGCCGGGUCGCGAGCGAGCGCGCAAAGAGCAGAGAAACGAGGCGGAGGAGGGAAGGGGAGCGGGCGAGGAGGGCGGGGCAGAGGGCGGAGCAGCGGACGAAGUCGUGGGGGAGGACCCAUGCGGCAGCCCGGUGCUGGGCGUGCAGGGGCGCGCGGAGGAACCGGCGUGGGCGGACGAGGCGGCAGAGAGCGUGGGGGCGCGCAGUGGCGGGGAGCUGUCCGCGAGGGCGGGGGGCGGCAGGAAGGGCAGUCUGGCGCGGAGCCUGACGGAGGACGAGGAGGCGGGCGACGAAGCGCCGGCUGAGCGGCCUCGCGGGAAGGCGCAGGCGCAGGCGAGCCCCAAGGCGAGCCCGAGGGGGCCGAGCGGGCGGCGGCUUGCGCGGCCGAUGGAGGAGGACGAGGGCGCGGAGGAGUCGGGCGGAGCGGCCAAGGCAGUGGCGGGCGGGCGAGGGAAGGCGGCCGCGGAGGCGCGGGGCGCAGCGAAGGGGCGAGUGAGGCCGCGCAGCAUGGAAGCGGACGAGGGGGGUGGCUGGGGCGAGUGUCAAGGGCGGCCCGGCGAGAGAACUGUGAGGGUUGAAGGCGCCAAGGGCGCGGGCGCAGGCAGCGCGAAGCGGGGCAGCCUGGCGCGGAGCCUGCGGGAGGAUGACGAGGAGAAGGGGCGCGCGGUGGGGAAGGCGGGAGGCGGCCUGGUGAGGUGCCUGUCGGACGACGAGGAGGAGGGCGCACACGCGGUAGAGGCGAACAAGGCUAAGGGGCACGUGAGGGGCGCAGAGAGCGAGCAGCACGGCGCGGCCGGCGGCGCGAAGCAGAAGGCGGCGAAUGGGAUAUCAGGCAGGAAAGGCGGCUCGCUGGUGCGGAGCAUGACGGAGGACGAGGAUGACGACGCGCCUUCCCCACCGCGCGCAGGCAGCGGGGAGGGCAAAGGCGGACGGGGCGUGCAGGUGCGGGAGCAGGCGACGGGGAAGGUGCGGGGGGAGGGGGCGAGCUCAAAGGGGCGGGCGAGAGGGGAGAUGGAAAGUGGAGAAGGCGUGGCGGCGGGGAAGGCAGGAGGCAGCCUGGUGAGGUGCCUGUCAGACGACGAGGAGGAGGCAGAUAAGGGGAAAGCAGGAAAGGCUGGUGAGGGGCACGUGGGGGAUGCCGAGGGCGAGCAGCACAGCGCUGCCGGCGGAGCGAAGCAGAAGGCGAUUGGCAAGGCAAGCAGGAAUGGUAGUUCACUGGUGCGGAGCAUGACCGAGGAUGGAGAUGACGACGCGGAUACAGGCGCGGGGCGGGGACAUGGCAGCGGGGGGAGCAAAAGCGGACGCGAGGGUGCGGGGCGGGGCGCUCAGGUGAGGGAGCAGCGGAAAGGAAAGGCGCGGGGGGAGGGGGCGAGCCCAAAAGGGCGGGUGAGAGCGGAGAGAGACAGUGGAGAAGGUAUGGCGCAGGGGAAGGCGGCGAGUGCGGCAGAGGAAGUCCGUGCGGACAUGGCGCCUGCUGUGGGCAAGGCAGGAGGCGGCCUGGUGAGGUGCCUAUCAGACGAUGAGGAGGAGAAGGCGGUAGAGGCGAGCAAGGCUAAGGGGCACGCGAGGGGGGGGCAGCACAGUGCCACUGGUGGAUCGAGGCAGAAGGCGUUGAACGGCGAUCCAGGAAGGAAGAGUGGGUUGCUGGCGAGGAGCAUGCGUGAGGAUGGUGGCGAGGAUGCGGAUAUGCGCGUGGUGGAGGGGCAUGGCGGCGGGGAGAGCGAAGGCGGUCGUGAGGGUGCGGGGCGGGGCGUGCAGGUGAGGGAGGAGCCAGCAGGACAGGCAUGCGCGGAGGGGGAGGGCGCAACCAGGCAGGCGAGAGGAGAGAUGGAAACUGGAGAAGGCGUGGCGCAGGGAAACGCGGCGAGUGAGGCAGGGGAAGUGCAUGGGGACACGGUGCAUGGGGAGGCAGGAGGCAGCCUUGUGAGGUGCCUGUCAGACGAUGAGGGGGACACACAUGCGGCACAGGGGAGCACGGCUGAGGGAAGUCAAGCUGAGGGGCAUGUGGCGGGUGGGGAGAGCGAGCAGCACACAGAUGCUGGAGGAGCGAGGGCGAAGGCAGCGAGUGCCAACCCAGGAAGAAAGAAGCUGCUGAUGCGGAGCAUGACGGAGGAUGAGAGCGAGGAGGAAGCAGAGGUGCCCGCCAAGCCCAUGCCGGCCAAGCCCGUGCCUGUUGAGAACGAGCCAAAGCCCGCGAGCCGGGCACAGGGGGCACGGGGAGGACGGGGUGGGGGGCGGGGUGCAGGGGUGACAAGGAGGGCUCCCCGUGAGGCGGGGCAGCGGGCAGGGCGGGGAACGGCAGGGCAGCAGGGCAGGGCGGAGCAGGCGGCACAGAUGGCACCGGCAGAGGAGUUGCCAGAGGUGCAGGGAGGCGAGAAGGAGAAGGGGAAGCGAGGCAUUGGCGGACUGAUGAGCAGGCUCAAGGUCCUUGCCACGUGA